GAGUUGUCAAAAUACAAAAUUGUUGAUAUCAGCUGAUAUUGUGAUAACCUCGACAUUAUUCUUUAUUUUUUCCUAUUUAUAAGUAAUUUUAAUAAUACAUCCAUAUGUGUAAAAGAUAUUUUAACCUACGAUAUGUGUACACACGAGGAAAUAAGCGAAAAUCUGACGGCACAAGUUUGCGAACUAGAAACAUUACAAUCUGUUUACCCAAAGGAAAUAGUUAUUACCGACCAUGGAGUAUUAGCUGAUAUACAUGAUUUUUUAAAAAAUCCUACGCAAGAUUUUCCCCAUAGAUUAGAAUAUUCAGUUGAAAUUUCGUUAAGCAAUGGAACAAUUGAAUUAUUAGUUAGUCUACCACCAAAUUAUCCUAAUGAUAAACCUGAGAUUUAUGCAAGGAAUUCACUGUUAAAUCGAAUCCAACAGUUGCAAUUAAAUAAAGCAUUAAAGAAUGUUGUUGAAAAUCAAGAACCAGGCGAGCCUUGUAUUUACGUGUUGAUAUUAUGGUUACAAGAUAAUGGUGAAGAUUAUCUUGUAGCUUCUAAUGAAAAUCAGGAGAAAGAAUUAACUGACAUAAGUAAAAAUAAAGAAGAAAAAUCUAUAACUUUUGCUAGAUAUUGGAUCUAUAGUCAUCACAUAUAUGGUAAAAGUAAAAGAAAAGACAUAAUUGAUUUAGCAAAAGAGAACUCUAUUACAGGCUUUUGCCUAGCAGGAAAGCCUGGUAUCAUUUGUAUGGAAGGGGUCUUUGAAGACUGUGAUUAUUGUUGGCAAAAAAUUAAAUCUAUGAAUUGGCAGAAAAUACUAAUAAGACUGUUGGAAAAAGAGGAAAACCAUAGUGGCAUAGAUAGCAUUCGUAAAUUUAGUGAUUUCCGAGAAAUAUCUUUUCCCUCUUCUGAGCGUCAUAAUGAUAUGGGUCAAGUGGAAAAUGUAAGAAUAUUAGACAAGUACAGUAAUAAUCAUUCUAUUGGUACUCUCUAUUUAACUGUAACGCAUCUUAUAUUCACAGAACAAAGUGGAAAGAAAAAAAUUUGGGUUUUAUAUACGCAUAUUUCAAACAUAGAAAAACAACCAUUAACUACAACAGGUUCUCCGUUGUGUAUUAAAUGUAAACAUUUUUUUAUUGUAACAUUUGUUAUUCCAAAAGAAAGAGAUUGCCAUGACAUAUAUCUUACAUUAUCAAAAUUAUCUUGUCCAGCAAAUAUAGAGGACCUUUAUUGUUUUAAUUAUCAAGCAAGUAAAGAUACUUUACCACAGCAUGCAGGAUGGAAUUUUUUUAAUGUACAAAGUGAAUUUCAAAGGCAGGGAGUCCCAAAUGAUGAAUGGUCUUUGACAUACUUAAAUACAAAUUAUGAACUUUGUGACACUUAUCCAAAAUAUUUAUAUGUACCUAGCACGUGUGCUAAUAGCACUUUAAUAGGCAGUGCAAAGUUUAGAAGUAGAGGAAGAUUACCAGUUUUAACAUACUUGCACUCUAACAAGGCUGCCGUUUGUCGUUGCAGUCAACCUUUAUCAGGAUUCAGUGCAAGGUGUCCUGAGGAUGAACAAAUGAUGUAUAAUAUUUUACGUACAAACUUUAAUUCAAAGUAUAUGUAUGUUGUGGAUACACGACCGCGCAUCAAUGCCUUUGCCAACAGGGCAGCAGGGAAAGGAUAUGAAAAUGAAAACUUUUAUGACAAUAUAAAGUUUCAUUUCUUUGGUAUUGAGAACAUACAUGUAAUGAGAACCAGCUUAAAUAAGCUGAUAGAAUUACAAAGGACGACAACGAUGUCUGCGUUUUUAAGCGGAUUGGAAAGUAGUGGAUGGUUAAAACACAUACGAUCCAUAUUGGAAACUGCUUGGUUUAUCGCUAGAGCGGUUUCAAAUGGCGUCAGUGUUGUAGUUCAUUGUAGCGAUGGAUGGGAUCGCACUGCCCAAGUAUGUUCAUUGAGCGCAUUGUUGUUGGAUCCAUUUUAUAGAACGAUUCAAGGUUUCCAAGCAUUGAUAGAAAAAGAUUGGCUAUCGUUUGGACAUAAAUUUAGCGACCGUUGUGGUCAUAUCAACUGUGAUAGUAAAGAGUUAGCGCCAAUAUUUACGCAGUUUAUCGAUGCAACGUACCAAUUAUUACAACAGUAUCCACACAAAUUCCAAUUUAAUGAAUUUUUUUUAUUGACCCUUCAUGAUCAUGUACACAGCUGUCAACAUGGUACUUUUAUAGGAAAUUCUGAAAAAGAAAGGCACCUUCUUAGAGUAUCAGAGAGAACAUAUUCUCUAUGGGGAUACCUAGCAAAUAAUAUGCACGAAUAUAUAAACCCGCUUUAUAAAUGCAAUCGUUUUAAUAAAGAAUCUAAUUUUGUACUUCAACCUAAAUUGGCACCGCACAGCAUCGCUUUGUGGCGAGGGAUGUAUUUUAGAUUUGAAAAUGGUAUUCAUCCGAGAGAAACAUACGAAGACUUUCUCUUAGUAAUGCACGAUCAUACUAGUUGCUUAGAAGAUCACGUCAAGCUUCUUCUAAAGAGAGUUGGUUCUUUAAAUUCAAUAAUCAAUUUAAAUAAUGUUCAAAAGAAAGGCAUACAAGGAAAAAUGAAAUUUGAUAAUAAAUUUACUAAGGAUCCGUUAUCUGAUACGAUCAUAGAAAAUACAGCAAAUCACGAGGAAAAGACGAAAUCCAAAUUAAAAAUUGCUCAGUUAGAAAAUGAACUGAAAACGGUUUCUUUAGAUUGGAAAUUAUUACGAAAUAUAGAGGAGUGCACAUGUUCUACCACGUUUGAUGCAUUUAAUAGAAAGCAUCACUGUUGGUCGUGUGGAGAAGUGCUGUGUACACGAUGUAUGGGUGCGCAUACUGUUCUAGCUGGACACUUUUCACAACGUGCAGUACCUACUUGUAAGUCAUGUAUACAAAAUUCCAGUAUUCCUUCUGCUAGUCCCUAAGUUAAUUCCUUCCGAUGUUUAUCUAACUUUGUGAUCUGUACCUAAGAUGUAUACAUACAUAUGACGUAUAACGAUUAGAUAAUGUAUCAUUAAGACACAGUUCAAGAAGUGUUAGUGAACUUAAAAAAUUUACUCUGAUGAAAAUGAAUAACCAAAGCAUGUCAAUCUUAAAUGAAAAGGAUAUACAAGUAGGAAAGUAUUACAAAUAAAAAUACGACUUUAUUUUAAUGGUUCAAUACAAAUUGUAUUAUAAUAGAUAUUCUUAUAAAAAAUGCACAAUCACUUUUAAAAAAAGACUGCUUUUAUUUUAUAUUGUAAAAUAAUUCGUUUGUUUCCUUUGAAAUUAAAACAAAGUCUUUCAAAAUAAAAUUCUUUUUAUAUACAGUAAGUAAUUUGUUUUCGUGUAAAUCUAAUUUUAGUUAAUAUAAUUGUGAUUUUAGAAAAAUAUGAAUUAUAAUUCUGUAACGUUAGUUCCGUACACUAAACAAACAAAAAUGAGUUUGCUAUGAAAGAAGAAAAGGUCUUCGUAAAGUAUUAAUUUAAUUACUUUUUAAACAAUUUCAAACUUAACAUUUAUAAAUAAUACAACUUUGUAUACUACAUAAAAGUAUUUCAUUCACAUCGUACACUUUAUUAACAUAGUGGCAAAAGAAUGAAACAUUUAAGAAAGUCUAUUACACUGAAUAAUAUUAUAAUAAAUACCUAAUAGAACAUUAACUAAAUAUUAUAAGUUUCGUAUAGAUAGUGUGUUUAAAAUACCACGUGACAUAAUUCACGGAAGUUUAAACACACGAUCAUUCGUUUGUUGUACAGAAAUUGUGAAGAAACUUAUUCUAUUAUUCGUUUUUAAUAUACAAUUAACAAAA
Messenger RNA from Osmia lignaria (orchard mason bee), 3770 nucleotides. The record is from RefSeq and is a predicted model, not a curated record. NCBI's taxonomy places the organism in Eukaryota, Metazoa, Arthropoda, Insecta, Hymenoptera, Megachilidae.